Molecule: messenger RNA, 287 nt
Organism: Meloidogyne enterolobii
Lineage: Eukaryota; Metazoa; Nematoda; Chromadorea; Rhabditida; Meloidogynidae
Source: the annotation of a GenBank genome assembly
UUCUCACAUUUAGAGCAUUUGAAUCCCAAAUAAUUCAACGCGAAGGUAUCCUACAAGACGUUAAGAAGCCCUUUACCAUGGAGAUUCUUCAAAGGAUCCGACAAACAUUAUCUAUAUUUUCAUUUUUUAUUCAAUCAAACCCUUCAUUUAUUCUCUUAAUUUACACAUUAUUAUUCCCCCUAUGUAACAAUUUGUCCCAAAACUCUUUACACUGUCCUUUCCCCCUUAAUUGCAUCCUUCGUGCCCAUCACAGCUUUUUCUUCUUCUUUUUAUUUCUUCCCUUCUAG